This is a messenger RNA of Pungitius pungitius (ninespine stickleback), 630 nucleotides long. RefSeq names its product keratin-associated protein 4-3. NCBI's taxonomy places the organism in Eukaryota, Metazoa, Chordata, Actinopteri, Perciformes, Gasterosteidae. Bases 1 to 630 code for a protein of 209 amino acids. Gene Ontology annotation, cellular component: keratin filament. The transcript is spliced from 2 exons. The record is from RefSeq and is a predicted model, not a curated record.
AUGGAUGGUGGUCUGCAGCAGCAGGAUAAAUCCACCAAUGAGGUCCGGACCUGGUGGUGGUGUUGGCUGGGAUGCUGCAGGGAGGCAUGCUGCAGGAAGGCAUGCUGCAGGAAGGCAUGCUGCAGGGAGGCAUGCUGCAGGAAGGCAUGCUGCAGGGAGGCAUGCUGCAGGGAGGCAUGCUGCAGGGAGGCAUGCUGCAGGGAGGCAUGCUGCAGGAAGGCAUGCUGCAGGGAGGCAUGCUGCAGGGAGGCAUGCUGCAGGGAGGCAUGCUGCAGGAAGGCAUGCUGCAGGGAGGCAUGCUGCAGGGAGGCAUGCUGCAGGAAGGCAUGCUGCAGGGAGGCAUGCUGCAGGAAGGCAUGCUGCAGGGAGGCAUGCUGCAGGGAGGCAUGCUGCAGGGAGGCAUGCUGCAGGGAGGCAUGCUGCAGGAAGGCAUGCUGCAGGGAGGCAUGCUGCAGGGAGGCAUGCUGCAGGGAGGCAUGCUGCAGGAAGGCAUGCUGCAGGGAGGCAUGCUGCAGGGAGGCAUGCUGCAGGAAGGCAUGCUGCAGGGAGGCAUGCUGCAGGAAGGCAUGCUGCAGGAAGGCAUGCUGCAGGAAGGCAUGCUGCAGGGAGGCAUGCUGCAGGGAGGCAUGA